AUGCCAAGAACAAAUUCCUCCGGGAAUAAAAAAUAUAAAAAUCUAACUAAUGAAGCUUACGCACAUAAGCAUGAACAUAAAUAUGAAUAUGGAUAUUCACAACGGCAUAAUAAUAAUAAUAAUAAUAAUAAUAAAAGAAUAUUAUUCGACUUAAGGCUGUUAUUAAGGUAUAUCCAUGUAAUUCUGGAUCUUUUGAAAAGAAAUAAACUCAAAGCUAUUUUCAUAUCUUUGAUCGCUAUCGCUUUGGCUUUGACUUUAACCUCAAAUUCAUCUUUCAAUAAUCCUUCCUCCAUAUCUAAUGCAGAUCCAAGAUUAAAAAAUUACAAUAAUAAUAAUAACUAUGGUAUGAACGAUUACAAUUAUGAUUAUAACUAUGCUUAUGAUAAUAAAAAUGAUUAUGAUUAUGAUUAUAAUACUAAUGACUAUAGUGAUGAUGAUUACGAUUAUUAUUAUCAUAUGGAUGUUUCUGAGUUGGAUCUUUCCGAUUAUGAGAUAAACGAAUUGUAUCAACAAGGUCUUCUGAUAUCCUCUCAAAAUACAGAUGUUCAUGACGAUAUGGAUGGCUAUUAUUACAAUUCUUACAACAAUAAUGACAUCAACAGUGACGACGAGGACAUCUUCUUUGAAGACAAUAUCGUUAAGGUUAACAGAAAUAUAACAAUUGAUGAACUUAAAAGAAGGAAAGAGAACGAGAUCAACAGAAAAGUCGCCCAGAGGGUUAAGAAGUGGAAGGAUUCAUGGCUGAAAGGUCACACGUCCAAGGAGAAGAUACCAUCUAUUCAAUUCGAAGAUACUUUGGAGGGCUCUGUUGCUCAAUCUCUGGCCAGACACGGGUUUAAACCAAAGGGGUCCUUGGUUAUGUACGUCUCAGACUCGGAAAUUAACGAUAUUGUCAAGACUAUUGACUCUGUGCAGGCCCAUUUUAACAAUUGGGUCCAAUAUCCAUGGAUCUUGGUCAGUGUUGAUGGUAAAGAAUUUAAUAAUACCGAAUGGGUAGACAGAUUGAAAAAAUAUAAUAUAUUUAGAAGCAAUAAUACUAAUACUACUAGUAGUAUUGUCAGUAAUGAAAGUAACAGUGGCAAGAAAACAAAGAUUUUCUUAGAGACGGUCUCAGAUCAGUUCUGGGCCAUCCCAAAAUGGAUCGAUGUAGGUAAAUUAGCGCAGGCAAGGAACAUUCUACGGUUGGAACCCCAUAUUGAAUCAAUAGAAUACAAGAUCUGGACAAGAUAUUUCACUGGGUUUUUACCUUUGGAGAGCUUCAUGUCAAACUAUGAUUGGAUGUGGUACAUUAAACCUGGCACUGAAUUGUUCUGUGAUGUCGACUAUGAUGUAUUUAGAUAUAUGCAGGAUUCCAAAAAAUUGAUCGGUUUGUCUGGGUCACGUAAAGUAGAUAAUCUACCAGAUUUCCAAUACGAAAAAUAUUAUAAAUUCUUAAACGAAAAACACAAGGAUAUUAUUAGAAAGACUAAUUUGGAAUUAUUUUUAUUAAGGAAAGACUCAAAAGAAAAUGAUAAAAAACUUGAUAAAUGUGAACUACUAGUAGAGGGCUUUUCUAUUUCAAAUCUAAAUUUCUGGAGGUCUAAAGUGUAUCAAAAAUAUUUCGAAAUCAUUGAUAAAGAAGGUACAAUCUUCCACAAUGCUUGGACAAUUAAUAAAGUUCAAACUUUAGCGAUCACUCUAUUGAUAAAUGAAGAAUCUUUCCAGUUUCUAGAUAAUUUAGGUUUUCAAAAUGAUGAUUAUUCCAAUUGUCCAAUUGAUGACACUGUAUAUGAUAUAUACCGUUGUGAGUGUGAUCAAGGUAGUGAUAUGACUUUUGUCGAUAGCACUUGUUCAAGAAAAUUUUAUGAUAUUCUAGGUAUACCAUUUCCUCAUAAUUGGGAGAGACAUUCCAAAAAUUUAAGAGAACUAAAAUUAAAGCAAUGA
Molecule: messenger RNA, 1923 nt
Organism: Arxiozyma heterogenica
Lineage: Eukaryota; Fungi; Ascomycota; Saccharomycetes; Saccharomycetales; Saccharomycetaceae
Gene: KTR6
Product: putative mannosyltransferase
Exons: 1
Coding region: 1-1923 (640 amino acids)
Biological process (GO): protein N-linked glycosylation; protein O-linked glycosylation; cell wall mannoprotein biosynthetic process
Cellular component (GO): Golgi apparatus; membrane
Molecular function (GO): alpha-1,2-mannosyltransferase activity
Source: RefSeq, a predicted model, not a curated record